Messenger RNA from Orbicella faveolata, 2349 nucleotides. RefSeq names its product DNA repair and recombination protein RAD54-like. Gene Ontology annotation, cellular component: nucleus. NCBI's taxonomy places the organism in Eukaryota, Metazoa, Cnidaria, Anthozoa, Scleractinia, Merulinidae. The record is from RefSeq and is a predicted model, not a curated record. Gene Ontology annotation, molecular function: DNA translocase activity; ATP binding; hydrolase activity, acting on acid anhydrides. Gene Ontology annotation, biological process: reciprocal meiotic recombination; double-strand break repair via synthesis-dependent strand annealing.
AUGUUUUGCAUUCCAGAUUCUGAAGUGCUGAUUCGUAAGAUUCUUUCCAAGCCUUUCAAAGUUCCCAUUCCGAACUAUCAGGGGUGUACGUAUGCAAGGGGGCUUGGCAUCAAAAGAAAAGGACCUCGCAGGGCUCUGCAUGACCCUUUUGAAGAAGAUGCUUUGGUUCUAUACUCUCCAGCUGAACUUACAGCUCAUGAGAAGCUUGCAGCUGAUCUAGAGAAUCAAGAAGUUCAUGUUGUUGUUGAUCCACUCCUUGGUAAAAUUCUCCGUCCUCAUCAGAGAGAGGGUGUAAAGUUUUUGUAUGAUUGUGUGACUGGACAAAGGAUUCAAGGAAGCCAUGGAUGUAUCAUGGCAGAUGAAAUGGGAUUAGGGAAAACGUUACAAUGUAUCACAUUGAUUUGGACUUUAGUGGUGAACAUGCCAUCAAGCCAACCAAUAGCUAACAAGAUUAUUAUUGUUGCUCCAUCAAGUCUUGUCAAGAACUGGUACAAUGAACUUCAUAAAUGGCUUGCAGGGAGAAUUUCUGCUUUGGCCAUUGACUCUGGGACAAAGGAUGAAAUUGACAAAAAGCUUGGAAUGUUUAUGUCGCAGCAAGCAAAACGCACAGCUUAUCCAGUGUUGAUAAUUUCGUAUGAGACUUUCAGACUUCAUGCCUCUGUGUUACAUUCUGGACCAGUGGGAUUAGUCAUCUGUGAUGAGGGACAUAGAUUGAAGAAUCUGGAAAGCCAGACAUACCAGGCUCUGGAUAAAUUAAAGACAACGCGAAGGGUACUCUUAUCAGGUACACCAAUUCAAAAUGACUUAUUAGAAUAUUUCAGUCUGGUACAUUUUGUCAAUGGUGGAAUUUUAGGCACGGUAUCUGAGUUCAAGAAAAAGUUUGAGAAUCCCAUUUUAAGAGGGAGAGAUGCUGAUGCAUCAGAUGCAGACCACAAGAAAGGAGCAGAAAAAUUAGCUGAGCUUGCAUCCUUGGUAAACAAAUGCAUCAUUAGAAGAACUGCUUCAAUAUUGUCCAAAUAUUUGCCAGUGAAAGUGGAACAGGUUGUAUGCUGUCGUAUGACCCCUCUCCAGUCAGAACUCUACAAACAUCUUAUUCAGUCAAAAGUGUUAAGAAUGGAACUGAUGAAAUCUAAGACUGGAUCAGGAAUGUCUGCAUCUUCACUGGCUUUCAUCACUCAACUAAAAAAACUCACUAAUCAUCCUGAAUUGAUAUACGACAAGGCACAGACAGGGGAAGAAGGUUUUGAAGGAGUACUGGAUUUGUUUCCACCGAGUUUUAGCCUGAAACACCUGCAACCAGAACUCUCUGGGAAAAUGCAAGUGUUGGAUUACAUUUUAGCAAUGACAAAAUCUACCACAACAGACAAGGUUGUUCUGGUAUCUAAUUACACUCAGACUUUGGACUUGUUUGAGAAGCUCUGUAGACUUAGACGGUAAGUUGUCUUUUCCUAGGAAGGAUCCCAAAAGAUGCCCUCAUCCCAAAAAUUAUCUCAACAUUUUAUCUCUCCGUAGGGUGGGGACUUUGUUUUCAUGCUCAGUAGCAAGGCUGGUGGGUGCGGCUUGAAUCUGAUUGGUGCAAACAGACUUGUUAUGUUUGAUCCCGACUGGAAUCCUGCUAAUGAUGACCAGGCAAUGGCUCGUGUGUGGAGAGAUGGACAGAAGAAAAAGGUCUUCAUUUACAGACUGCUGUCGACUGGUACUAUUGAGGAAAAGAUCUUUCAACGUCAGGCCCACAAAAAAGCUCUAAGCAGCUGCGUGGUAGACAAAGAGGAAGAUGUAGAAAGGCACUUCUCAGUUGGAGAAUUGAAAGACUUGUUCCGUUUGAAUGAGGACACUCUUAGUGAUACUCAUGACAAAUUCAAGUGUCGUCGAUGUGUGAACAACAUUCAGGUUCACCUUCCCCCUGAAGGUACAGACUGCAGUGCAAAUCUGUCACAGUGGAAUCACUGUGCAGAUCGGAAGGGACUGGAAGACAUAAUGUUAAAGGGAGCUUGGUCAAGUGGUGUCACAUUUGUUUUUCACCAAAAAUCACAUGACAAACAGUUGGGCCUUUGAUAAAAUGUAAAAACAUGCCUUUAUUUACAACAUAUGGUUUGUCUCAGAAACAGACAAUUUGAGUUUCAAAAUUAAUUCCUGUACAGGCUGUAUACUGUAGGUCUAUUGUAACCUAUUAACCAUGGCACACAUGAUGUAUGACUCAAAGUCAUGGUUCUUUAAUAGCUGUUAUUUUAAAAGGAAAUAUUUUAAUUUGCAACUGUUUGGGAAUGUUUUCAUGCAGUGCUUGAUGCAUGAAACCUCGAGGUGAGAACUCACUGGUUUCUUAUGACAAUAAUUUUAAUAUCCUGAUAU